Molecule: messenger RNA, 1585 nt
Organism: Hibiscus syriacus
Lineage: Eukaryota; Viridiplantae; Streptophyta; Magnoliopsida; Malvales; Malvaceae
Product: mitogen-activated protein kinase kinase kinase 18-like
Exons: 1
Coding region: 62-1585 (507 amino acids)
Biological process (GO): protein phosphorylation
Molecular function (GO): ATP binding; protein kinase activity
Source: RefSeq, a predicted model, not a curated record
AACCAGUUGAACCCUCAAGAAAUACAAACCGAAAAAAGAAGAGAGUUCUUGAGUUUCAGAGAUGGAGGAAAAGAUGAGCGGUACCGAGAAGAUUUCUUGGACCAGAGGGAAGUGUUUAGGCAAAGGCUCCUUUGGUACUGUAACAUUGGCAACCAAUGAAUCCGACGGUGCUCUUUUUGCAGUUAAGUCCGUCGACUUAGCGACAUGUCUUCCUACCCAGUUGGAGUCUUUGGACAACGAAAUUAGGAUCCUCCGUUCGCUGUCCUCUCCCUAUGUCGUUGAGUAUCUCGGCGAUGACGUGACCACGAGCGAGUCGCAGACGACGACUUACCGGAAUCUGCACAUGGAGUACUUACCGGGUGGCACAGUUGCUGACGAAGCCAUUGUUAAAUCCCGAUUGGCUGACGUGGAGGAGAAGAUUUUGCGGUGGCACACGCGGUGUUUAGUUUCGGCGUUGAAUUACUUGCACAGUGAAGGCAUUGUUCACUGUGACGUGAAAGGAAAAAAUGUUUUGGUGGGCCAUGAUUCAGCAUCCGUAAAGCUGGCGGAUUUCGGCUCAGCGACGACUGAGAUUAAAAAUGAAAGCUCGAGUGACAGGUAUAGGUCCAUAAUAUCGCCACGUGGAAGUCCUCUCUGGAUGGCUCCGGAGGUGAUUCGCGGUGAUUAUCAAGGACCGGAGAGUGAUGUUUGGUCCUUAGGCUGUACCGUCAUCGAAAUGGUCACCGGGAAGCCUGCUUGGAAGGACCAAGGCUUCAACUCACUGAAUCGAAUUGCUAACUCAGAUGAAUUGCCGGAGAUACCGACUCAGCUAUCCGAAGUCGGUAAGGAUUUCGUGGAUAAGUGCUUGAGAAGGGAUCAGAACCAGAGGUGGAGCAGCAAUCAACUGCUGCAGCAUCCAUUCGUAGCAUCGGCUUCAGCGCCGAAUAUGAUCGGUGGAUCAUCUCCCCGCCGCGUUCUCGAUUUCUCCAGCUCGGAUUUCGAAGAAGACGAAAAUACGGAGAAUUCUGAAGCUUCAGCGAGAGAGAGGAUGGGUAAAUUAGCGACGGAAGCAAGGGCAAUUUGGGAAUUAGACGGAUGGGUGACCAUAAGGGGUUACUCUCCAGAAUCGUGUGUGAACUGUGACGAAGGGACAAGUACGGAAUAUCCGGAAUCGAUGAGAACAGAGAAGGAAAGGGUGUUGUUCGAUUCGUUUGAUGACAUGGGCAACAGUAACACUGUUGUGUGGCAAUGUGGUAAUUACAAGGGUGUGAAAGGGCAAAAAUGGCGGGGUGGUGCGCUACGGUGCAACUGCUGGGCUGAUUCUUCCCAUCCAGAAACGUCACGAAAGGUGGAAUUAGCGGUGGGGAUGGGGGAGUUGGGAAUAUACAGAUUUUGUAAACUAUUAUCACAACUAUUUUUGUGUAAUUUAAGAAUAUUCAUAUACAAUUUAUUGAUAAUUUUCAAUUAUCCAUAUUCUCCGCAUUUCAUUCUCAGCCUAAGUUUUUUGGUCAAAUCAAACCUGGUUUGGAAGGAAAUUUUCUCAGCCAUCACAGAGCCAAGGCAUUCGACAAAAGUUGAAGGCUUUGUCAUAGACCGCUAUCAUUGA